Messenger RNA from Mauremys reevesii (Reeves's turtle), 521 nucleotides. Its product is annotated as centromere protein F-like. Gene Ontology annotation, biological process: regulation of G2/M transition of mitotic cell cycle; metaphase chromosome alignment; mitotic cell cycle. NCBI's taxonomy places the organism in Eukaryota, Metazoa, Chordata, Testudines, Geoemydidae. Gene Ontology annotation, molecular function: microtubule binding; dynein complex binding. The record is from RefSeq and is a predicted model, not a curated record. Bases 18 to 521 code for a protein of 167 amino acids. The transcript is spliced from 5 exons. Gene Ontology annotation, cellular component: spindle pole; nucleus; chromosome, centromeric region.
GUAAACUGAAGACAUGGAUGCAAUCCUGUAAGCAGCUGGGGAAGGAAAAAGAAAUGUUGCCGAAACAAACUGCUGACCAUAAUGCUCUAUUAAAGGAGCACAAGCCAAGUGCUGAUGAGGUUGCCAUCUACCUACAUUCACUGACCCAGGACAACGAGCCAGCGUAUGAGCCAGAUGGACUCCCAGAGGUGGUCAGAAAAGGCAUUGCUGAUAUUCCUACUGGGAAAACCAACCCCCGUGUUUCGCGCAGAACAGCGCUAAACCUAAAGACCAGUGCCCGUCUUGCUGCUCAAAGCCAAAAUUUGUCACCAUAUGGCCAACGUUUACAAAAAGGCAGGUCAGCUAAUUUUGCCAAGAUCUCUAAACCGACAGCUGGUGGCAGCAAAUCACCAAAGGUAGAUGAUACUCAUCAGUGCCAAGCAGAAACAGCUAUUGAACCCAUGGAAUCUAGUGAUAAACUCCUCCCAGCAAAGUACCGACUCGGAGACUACAACGCAGAGCUGCGGAGGAGGAAGAAAUAG